Sinocyclocheilus grahami is the source of this 1815-nucleotide messenger RNA. RefSeq names its product ankyrin repeat domain-containing protein 13A-like. Gene Ontology annotation, cellular component: cytoplasm. Bases 16 to 1815 code for a protein of 599 amino acids. The transcript is spliced from 14 exons. The record is from RefSeq and is a predicted model, not a curated record. Gene Ontology annotation, molecular function: protein binding. Lineage: Eukaryota; Metazoa; Chordata; Actinopteri; Cypriniformes; Cyprinidae.
UUUCCUCACUAACAUAUGAGCUGUAUGUGUUUACACUCCUUUCAGAGUAACAUUGAAGAGGUGGAUCCCAGGAGCCGGACGCCUCUGCACCUGGCCGUCUCACUAGGACACUUGGAGUCAGUGAGAGUGCUGCUCAGACACGGCGCAGAUGUUUCCAAAGAGAACGACAAAAAUUGGACAGUGCUGCAGGAAGCAGUCAGCACAGGAGAUCCAGAGAUGGUGCAGCUGGUGCUCCAGCGACGAGAUUACCGUAAAGCCUCCACUGCGCUGGGUGGCGUUCCAGAGUUACUGUGCAAGAUCCGAGAGUCUCCAGAUUUCUACAUGGAGAUGAAGUGGGAGUUCACUAGCUGGAUUCCUCUCGUAUCGCGUGUGUGUCCCAGCGACGUGUGCAGAAUCUGGAAGAGUGGGGCCUGUCUGAGGGUGGAUACCACCCUGCUGGGCUUUGAAAACAUGACCUGGAUCAGAGGAAGGAGAAGUUAUAUCUUUAGAGGAGAAGACAACUGCACUGAGCUGAUGGACGUUAAUCACGAGGACGAGGUGGUGGACACUGAGCGCUUCGAUCUCUCCCGCGAGAUGGAGGACGUCACACUGGACUCCAUGCAGCCCGCCGAACAGGAAGUAGCCAAGAGGCUGACAACACCCAUUGUCAACACGUAUCUGGACACAAAGAACAUUGCAUUUGAGAGGUCUAAAUCCGGUAUCUGGGGUUGGAGGUCAGACAGAGCAGAAGUAGUAAAUGGAUUUGAAGCCAAGGUUUUUUCAGUGAACAAUGUGAACGUUGUGAUUCGCACCAGGACGGAGCACCUCACAGACGAGGAGAAGGCCAGGAUAAAAAGUGAAAGGAAUGUUCUGGAGUCUUUACUCGGGACAGUAGAGCAACAGAUCGGUGCUCAAGGGGACAUGACUAUGGAGUAUGCCACUGCCACAAACCCCACAGCUAUUACUCCAGAGGAGUACUUUAACCCCAACUUUGACCUUCAGGGCAGAGACAUCGGUCGGCCCAUUGAGCUCACCAUCAGAACACAGAAGUUUAAAGGCACCCUGUGGAUGAGUGAAGAGCAUCCUCUGUCUCUGGUAGAGCAGGUCACUCCCAUCAUUGACCUGAUGGCUCGCACCAGCACUCACUUUGCCCGACUCAGGGACUUCAUCAACCUCAGGUUUCCCCCUGGCUUCCCUGUGAAGAUCGAAAUCCCUCUGUUCCAUGUGUUGAAUGCCCGCAUCACAUUUGGAAACGUCAACGAGUGCAGUACAGAUGAACCUUUGGACUCCAACCAAUCAGCUUCUACACCCACACCUACAGAAGAGAAGUGUGACAGCCAGGCUUCAGGACCUGCUCCAUUCAAGGUGUGUCCAUCUGUGUUCGUGGCACCUUCGCACUAUCACCACCGAGGGGGCUACCGCCACUCCAACACACGCCGUUACAACCCAGCCAGUCAUGAUGAAGAGCUGCUCCAGUACGCCAUUCACCAGAGUCUGCUCGAGUCCAGUGCACUCAAUUCACAGGACACUUGGAGUGAUUCUGAUGGACAGGCAACACAAUCCAUGAUGAAUCGGUUGAGCGAUGGGUACCUUUCAUGUUUCCAUAAUAAUUUGUCCAGGGGCCCCUGUGUUAGAUGUGAGCGCUUGUCAUGGCGCCUCAUCUGCACUCCCUUCUCAGCAGACCUUCGAGUGCCAUGUGCUGGCAGAGGAAAGCUGUAUGUCAGCAGUGGUUUGAGGCAGUGUGCCGUCUGUGGGAAUAAAAUCAUGAUUUUUAGUGAGAUCACAUGUGGAAGUGAAGGAAAUAUCCGUUUCGAAGAAGCUGACUCUGGCCUUUGA